Molecule: messenger RNA, 1944 nt
Organism: Cuscuta europaea
Lineage: Eukaryota; Viridiplantae; Streptophyta; Magnoliopsida; Solanales; Convolvulaceae
Source: the annotation of a GenBank genome assembly
GGAGUUUCUGUUUUUGUGUGACAAGAUCUAAAAUGAGUUGUGCCCCUCCUUGGCCUUCUCUCUCUUCAUGAGAAUAUGCAUGCAUAGCCCAGGCUAGCUAUCCUUCUAGUGAGAUCUGUCAUGUCUCUCUCAUCAAAAUGGUGCUUUAUUUAUUCCAUCCUCUGAUCAGAUCUACCCCAAACCAUCUUUAGUUUACUUAAUUUCUCCCAAAUAGCCCAGAGACAACUUUUCUUGAUGAAGAUCACAAGAACCCAUCCAUCAACAUCUGGCCUAGCUCUCAUAUGCAUCACAUAUAUACUAACCUCGCCCGUGCAUGAAAUCAUUCAAUUAUAUAACAUUCAAAACCACCUUUCCCUCUCAUGAAGGUUACUUCCCUUCCUUAAAUUACAACCCUCCACCUCUCAUCUUCUCUAGAUCUUAUGUUGAUUCCUUGUUAGCUAGGGUUUCUUAGCUAGCCAGCCUAGCUAGCUUUCUAUUUCUAUCUCAGAUCAUAAGAAAUCAAGUUUAAUUAGUAUUCCAAUGGCAUCAUCAUCACAAAAGGGAGAUCACCCCGAAAAUGAGGGCCAUCGGCAGAGCUCCGGCGGACGGAAAGCACCGCAUCCGCCGGCGAGUAGGCCGCAUCUAGAACAAGCUGCGGCGGCAGCGGGGGCGGCAGCGGCUUUGAAGUGCCCUAGAUGUGAUUCUCCAAACACAAAGUUUUGCUACUACAACAACUACAGCCUUUCCCAGCCAAGGCACUUCUGCAAGACUUGUAGAAGGUACUGGACGAGAGGUGGAGCUUUACGGAGCGUCCCGAUCGGCGGCGGCUGCCGGAAAAACAAGAAAGUGGUGAAGCCUUCCUUGUCGAGGCUUUCUGGCGGCAACUCUUCAUCAACUGCGGCUUUUCCCUCGUCGGUGGAUAUGGGUCGGUUCAAGUUCCUUAACAGCCAUCUGUCGACUCCCGCCAUGGAUUUCCAAAUCGGCGCGCUGAGCUUCGCGCCCGUUCCGGCCCUUAACCUAUCUCCGGCCACCGGCGGCGGCGUUUUCAAUUACCAUUUCUCCGCUUCCUCUUCUUCUCCCAUGAUCAACCAAUCUUCGGCGUCAAUGAUCCCAGCUUGUUUCAAUCUUGAUCCGCCGCCGCCGGGUAUUACUUCUUCUCUACUCGGCUUCAACUUUAGUUUCCCUUGUAAUGUACUCAAAAGAGAUGGAGAAAACAAGACAUCCGCCGGCGGCGCAGGGUUUCAAGAAAUGGGUGCAAAUGUAAAUCUAGCAUCUUCAAUCGAGUCCUUGAGCUCAAUCAACCAAGAGCUUCAUUGGAAACUACAGCAACAACGAUUUGCAAUGUUCUACGGUGGGGAGAAAGAGAAACCCCAACCUAUGUUGUUUCAGAAUCUCGAGAAUAUUCUGAGAGCUCCCCCGCCGGAAACCGCCGCAGAAGGAGGCGGCGGGAACUUAUUAGAGACUGAAUGGCUUCUUGACACCACCGCUUCUUUUGAAAAGUUUAUAAAUCCAAGCGGAAAUAGUAAUGAGAAUGGGAAUGUGAAUGAAAAUGAAAACCCUACAAGCAAUUGGAACAAUAAUGGCUUUCAAGCAUGGUCAUCAUCAUCUACCAUGAAUGGUCAUCAUACUUAUAACAUGCCGUAAUCCGGCCGGCCGGCCGGCCGAGGUGGGCGGGGUGAGGAUAAAUAUGGUCGGAAAAAAAUAUGAUUCAAUUUUUUCUUUUAUCUUUUAUUGUUUCUGUUACAUUUCAAUAAUCAACUUAUCAUCUUGUGGUCUUUGUUGUGUGAAGUAUAGUAUCAUCAUUAGAUAAUGUAUGUAGAUCCGAUCCUUCAUCAAGGGAAGACUGUGAAUUGAAUGUGCUUGAUGAGCUAAUUAAGCUAAAGAACGUAACAUGUAAAAUCAGAUUUUAUUUAGGAGAUUUCUAUGCUACCUCUUCAAAUUUGGAGUGUACCAUACAUUUGCCUU